Camelina sativa (false flax) is the source of this 486-nucleotide messenger RNA. The record is from RefSeq and is a predicted model, not a curated record. Lineage: Eukaryota; Viridiplantae; Streptophyta; Magnoliopsida; Brassicales; Brassicaceae.
AUGGUGGUGAUGAAGUGUCUAAAAGAUUUGAUUAGGGAGACUACUCCACUAAUGGGAAGCAUUGAUGUUAAUGGGUUUCAAGUUGUUCCUUCACAGGUGAAAUUUGUGAAGCAUAUCUUUGAUAAACAUCCAGACUUUGCGUUGGAGUUUCGUCCAAAGAACUCAAUAUUGAAGACAGUGUACACGAAUGUCCUACCCGGUUUGACGGAGACUUUGCGCAGGUUGCCUCGAGAAAUCUCAAAGGAUGAUCUCUCUGGUGCAUAUGAUUCACUCAGAUCCAUGAAAGAUGCUGGCUUUAGGUUGGAUUGGUUGGAGAAAAGACUGAUUGAGGUUAUUACACUACAAGAAAACAGCUUACAACUAACGAGCACAACCGUCAGUAAGCCGUCGGAGAAGCCCAUUCCGUCUGUUCUAGAUUGUCGAACAAAUAAAUCUGUCAGAAAUUCGUCGGUAAUUACCGACGGAUUUCCGACAAGCAAUUACUGA